This is a messenger RNA of Scatophagus argus, 2884 nucleotides long. Its product is annotated as homeobox protein Hox-A2a. The transcript is spliced from 2 exons. The record is from RefSeq and is a predicted model, not a curated record. Bases 1447 to 2535 code for a protein of 362 amino acids. Gene Ontology annotation, biological process: regulation of DNA-templated transcription. Gene Ontology annotation, molecular function: DNA-binding transcription factor activity, RNA polymerase II-specific; DNA binding. Lineage: Eukaryota; Metazoa; Chordata; Actinopteri; Scatophagidae.
GCCUUCCACUUCUCUUCUUUCCUCUCUCUUGCUCAAUAAGUCAUUUUUUGGAAUGAAAAUACAACAUGUAAUGCUUGACGAAAAACAUCCCAAAUGUGGCUUUCACAGAUUAUUCUGGAAGGGCUGUAAAACCACUGCAACACUGCGGGGAAGAGCCAUUCAAUAACACUUCCAUCUACAUAAUAGCUGUGCAAAUGGAUUCGUUGUAAAUGCUCGAUUGUGAACAUGGUGGUGUUUGCUUCAUCGCUAUUUCAUGUAGAAUUGAUACUGGCGACAGAUGCCUUUUUCAGCAUUGUAGCUACUGUCCUCCCAGUAAACUCUAGUUCAGCUUUGUGGUUUUCCAUGAUGAACAUAAAGACGAAAUUGUUCUAAAUAACAGAAUAAUAUUUAAAAUAAGGUGACAAUUAUGACAGCUGUGUGUUUUCAGUGGGGUAUAUUCAUGCACAAAAAAAUCGACCUUUUGUGGAAUAAACUAAACGCCUUUAAUAUCAGCUUUAAUAUGACCGAGGCUGCACAAAUAGCCUGUAAUAAAACAACGUUUGUGGGCGCGCAUGCAUACCUAAGUGCAAACCUGUUUACAAGUUUCUGGACCUUAUCUGUUACUGGCAAACAGCUGUUAUGGGAUGAAAUGGUCUGAACAUGUCAUAUCCGUCAGUAUUAAGUUAAUGGAUGGGCUUUUUAUUGCAACACAUGUCGAUGGAUGCACUGCAUAUUUCAUUAUUAUGCGUCUUUGAAGUAUCACAUCUAUUCUGGAGUCCACAUUUACUGAACAGACCGGAUUGUUAGGGCUGGUUGCUGUCCAGAAGUCUCAAUAUCAGUUUUUUUUUUUUGGUGGGGGGGUAUGUUUUUUUUGUGCAACUCUGAAGCCAGACUCUUGCCUAUAUGAAUAGCUACUGGCGUGAAGUGUGUGUAUGUGUGUGUGUGUGUGUGGUGGGGGCGUUCUCGACUGACAUCCUCAAACAAUACGAGAAAGAGGAGUGCACGAAUCCGCGCACCCUAGGCUGGGCUCCUUCCCUGUAAUAGUGAGCGUCAGCCAUUCUUAAAAAACACAUUUUGUAGCUUAGUGGACUGCACUGGAGGGGCAAGAGGAGGAUAAACUGAGCGGACAAAGAUGUAAAUAAAAACAGUCGUCCCCCCCAGCUGAACGAGGCGUUCUUCAUCUGAGUUUUUGGAUCAAUCAGGCAGACAGUGGCUUCUUUUGAUUAAACCCCAAAUUGUCAUUGGGCAGAGGUAAUCAUGUGACAGGCAAUUCGGUCCAAUUUCAACCUUGUCUCCAUGAAUUCAAUAGUUUAAUAGUAGCUCGGUCCCCACACGGCCGUAAUCAGUGAAAUAGAAAAAACACCACCAGGAGAUUUUUUUUAAUGAUUUUUUCUUUCUCGUCCUCGCUGAGCCGCAACAUUUAUAAAAACACGCGUGCAAACUUUCCUCGGCUCUCAGGGAGCGGAGAUGAAUUACGAAUUCGAGCGAGAGAGCGGUUUUAUCAAUAGUCAGCCGUCGCUUGCUGAGUGCCUGACAUCUUUCCCCCCUGUCGCUGAUUCAUUUCAAAGUUCAUCAAUCAAGAGCUCGACGCUUUCACGCCCGACACUGAUUCCUCCUCCCUUUGAGCAGACCAUUCCCAGCCUGAAUCCGGGCAGCCAUCCGCGGCACGGCCGGCCCAGGCACAGCCCCGACGGAUGCAGCCCGCUGCCCACAGCCUCCUUACCCCCGGAGUACCCCUGGAUGCGGGAGAAGAAAGCCUCUAAGAGGAACCACCUGCCGACCUCCACCGCUACCACCAUCUCCAAUGGACCUGUGUGCUUCUCCCCGAAAGGCUCGCCUGAGAUUGUGGAGAGCGCUGGGGGAGGAGGGGGCUCCCGUCGGCUGAGGACUGCGUACACCAACACACAGCUGCUGGAGCUGGAGAAGGAGUUCCACUUCAACAAGUAUCUAUGCCGGCCGAGGAGGGUGGAAAUAGCGGCCCUGCUGGAUCUGACCGAGAGGCAGGUUAAAGUCUGGUUCCAGAACCGGCGCAUGAAGCACAAGCGGCAGACCCAGAGCAAAGAGAACCACAACGGGGAGGGGAAAGGGCCCGGCGCCGAGGACGGGAUUCACAGCGAGGAGGAGGACGAGGCCCCCCUGUAUGAGCGGAGCGGGGCCCUGCUGGAGAGAGAUACCUGCUCCUUUCAGAACAACUCUCUUAGCUCCACACAGCAGCUCCACAAUGGCGAGUCCAUGGGCUUUGCUGCUGCGCCGCUGAACAGCAAUGACAAAAAUCUGAAACAUUUUCCCAACCCGUCACCCACUGUUCCGGGCUGCAUGUCAACAAUGGGCCCGGGCUCGGCAUCUGGCCCGGACAAUGGCGACAGUCCCCCGGCCCUGGAUGUUUCUAUACACGAUUUUCAACCUUUCUCCUCGGAUUCCUGCCUACAGCUCUCCGACGCUGCCUCGCCGAGUUUGUCAGAGUCUCUGGACAGCCCCGUGGACAUUUCUACGGACAGUUUCUAUUUUUUCUCGGAGUCCCUAACUACAAUCGACUUGCAGCAUCUGAACUAUUAGGUUAGCUGAAAUCAAUCACAAUUACUUUUUCCCCCUUUUUUUGGGACAAUAAAUAUCAGCGUACGAGGGUAUUAACUCUGAUGUUGUUUGUAUAUUCGGCACAUUUAUUCUGUUGAUAUUUGACUUGACGAUUAAUACAAGGUAAGGAUGAAAUUAAAUCACUGAAAUAGCUCUACUCAAACGUGACUUGUAAUUACCAUAACAAAUUGAUCUCUUGGAAUGGAAAUUAUGAGUGUAUGUGAAUAAUUAUACAAUAUUAGGCCUAUGGAACCUGGUCAUUUUUAUUUUUGUAUAGCUUUCAAUGUCUUGGAUAUUUUUGUUAGAAUACAAUUAACUUGCUACAAUCCUU